GCUGUCUGUCUCGUCUCGACGUCUCGUUCAACCCGAAGUCCACCCCUCCUCGACCUCAAUUGAGAAAUUAUCUGGGCUCCCCACCGACCGGAACGAACUCGAACACAAAUGGCUACCUCAAAGGGUCUCCCACGCGACACGUUCGCAAAGCUCUCGCCUCACCCUUUCCUUCUCGCAAACCUCCAGCCGCCCGCUCCCGCCAACGCCGCGAGAAGCAACGGCCGCGCCCCCGACGAAGCCCGCAUUCCCAACGUCAACACCUCUAGCCUGACCCACGCCAAUGGCAGCGCUGUCGUCCGCACGGGCGACACGACCGUCAUCUGCGGCGUGCGCGCCGAGACCAUCCUCGCCGCCGACAUCCCCAACUUCCGCCCCGCCGCGAACCUCGACGAGACCAAGCCCGGCUCGGAGCUGAAAGACUACGACCUGCUCGUCCCCAACAUCGAGCUCGCCACCGGCUGCGCGCCUCAGUUUCUGCCCGGCGUCCCCCCCACGACCCUCGCCCAGACUCUUAGCACGAGAGUGUACUCGUUGCUGCACUCCUCCAAGCUCGUCGACCCUGAGGAUCUGAGAAUAUGGUACACUCGCCCCGCCGAGAGUGCCGAGGCGGAGGAUGACGACGAUGACGACAAGAUGGACGGUGACGCCGAGAAGAGCGGCGAGGGCGAGAAGGCCGUGAUGGCAUACUGGGUCCUCUAUAUCGACAUCUUCUUCAUCUCCUUUGACGGCAACCCUUUCGACGUCGCCUGGACCGCCGUCCUCGCCGCCCUGCGUGACACAACUAUCCCCAUUGCCCGCUGGGACCCCGAUCGCGAGAUGGUGAUCUGCUCGCGCGACGAGCCCAAACCCUUGACGCUGCACGGCUUCCCCGUCGCCUGCACAGCCGGCGUCUUCGCAGAAAAGGAGACAGCGGACCGUCCCUCCGCCGGCAAGUUCUGGACGCUUGUCGACCUCGACACGCUGGAGGAGAAUCUCUGCGACGAGCAGAUCACAGUGGUGGUAGACCGCAGCGGAGGAGACACCAAGGUGCUGUCGAUAUCGAAGCACGGGGGCACAGUGCUGCAGCCGCAGCUCAUACGGGAGUUCGUGGGCGUUGCGGAGCGGAGAUGGGAGCAGGUUUGGAAGGCCAUGGCAUGAAGAUAAUGAUACCCACCAGAAAAGAAAUAAGAAGAAUUCAAGAUUUGGGAAGGAGUGGUGGGAAGGAAGAUUUCGUUUCCUUCGAUACUAAGCCUCCUGAUUCUACACAACAACCAUAUACCACUGGACGAUGGCAAACGGACCCUCCUUGUGUGAGCAUUGAUGGCCUUUCCCCUCCCCUUUCAUUUAUCC
Messenger RNA from Colletotrichum destructivum, 1329 nucleotides. RefSeq names its product Putative ribosomal protein uS5 domain 2-type superfamily. Lineage: Eukaryota; Fungi; Ascomycota; Sordariomycetes; Glomerellales; Glomerellaceae. Bases 109 to 1137 code for a protein of 342 amino acids. The record is from RefSeq and is a predicted model, not a curated record. The transcript has a single exon. Gene Ontology annotation, molecular function: mRNA 3'-UTR AU-rich region binding. Gene Ontology annotation, cellular component: cytoplasmic exosome (RNase complex); nuclear exosome (RNase complex). Gene Ontology annotation, biological process: U5 snRNA 3'-end processing; U1 snRNA 3'-end processing; nuclear polyadenylation-dependent rRNA catabolic process.